Molecule: messenger RNA, 966 nt
Organism: Mya arenaria
Lineage: Eukaryota; Metazoa; Mollusca; Bivalvia; Myida; Myidae
Product: fibrillin-2-like
Exons: 9
Coding region: 1-966 (321 amino acids)
Molecular function (GO): calcium ion binding
Source: RefSeq, a predicted model, not a curated record
AUGUUUGCAGGUGCCUGUACAUGGGGGGCAUAUGAUAUCUGCCCUGGCUGGGGCAGUUGUUCGGCAAACUGUGGGGGAGGAACGAGGUCGCGAGUCUGCGAAUCGUGCUUCUGGAAGAUAGACAAAACGUUCACAGAAAACUGCAACGAGUUUUGCAACAACGGGGGCACAUACAGAAGCGGCGGUUGCAGUUGUUCAUCGUGGAGAUCAGGAAAAUGUUGUGAGACGUGCCGCCACAUCACGAUCGCGAACUGUAAAAACGGUGCCCAGGCGUGUGGAGGAAGUCCGGACGCCAUCCGGUGUACUGACUGCAUCAAGCCCUACAAGACUGAUGGACAAGGACGAUGCGUCCGUAUUCCGUGCAGCGAACAAAAUGGGAUGUGCGAACACACAUGCCUGGUACAACGGGGAACACCAAUAUGCCUGUGUAAUGUUGGUUACAAACUGUCCAACGACAGCUAUUCCUGCAUCGAGGUGAAUGAAUGCGAACAAGAUGUUUGUGAACAAACCUGCACCAAUACGCCGGGUUCGUACACUUGUGGAUGUCAGCCAGGAUAUCUGCUGCAAAAGGAUGGAUGGGGCUGCAUAGAUAUAGACGAGUGUUUAAAUGAAACCGGUUGUGAACAUGAGUGUUCUAAUAAUGAAGGCUCCUUCCAUUGCGAAUGCUACAGCGGCUUCAAACUGUUGGCGGAUGGCGAAUCUUGUGAAGAUAUAAAUGAAUGUGAUUGGCUCAAUGGCGGGUGUGAACAUUUCUGCACGAACACGGAGGGAUCGUUCCUUUGUUCCUGUCAGGAAGGAUAUGGUUUGAACAACGGCACAACUUGCGAGGAAAUAGAUGAAUGUGAAAUUGGAACGUCUAAAUGUUCACAAAAGUGUACAAAUACAGCGGGAAGUUAUGUAUGCAGCUGUCAACCAGGUUACUUCCUCGAUACAGAUGCGUUCAAUUGUAUAGUAUUUCUGGAUUAA